AUGUCGUAUCAAGAAACAACCCCAGCACCAUGCAAAAGCAAACCAGAGUCUUCGAACUCAUCAUCUUCCCUUCAGAUAGCAAUAAUCGGCGGGGGUAGAAUUGGAAGCGCAUUCGCCUUAUAUUUAAUUCAAAUAGGCCAUCAUGAUGUGACGAUUGUUGCUCGGCCAUUUUCCAAGAGGCUGAAGGAGUUGGAGCGCGAUGGCGGAAUCAUCACGAGCGAUGGCAGGUAUGCUCCAGCGACAAUCACCUCAAGCUUCGAUGAGAACAUACCUUACGAUCUUGUGCUAGUAACGGUCCUGGGGCAUCAGGUUGGGGGCAUUCUUCCCUCUCUUCACCGAAGCGCUGCGAAAUCCAUCCACUUUCUAUUCAAUACCUUUAACCCCGAAUAUCUUCAGGAGUCAGUCGGUGGGGGGCGUGGAGUCCUCGGCAUGCCAUUUAUCCAAUCGAAUAUAGAUCCUAACGGUCGUGUCAACGCAGCUGUCGGGCAAGGCGGCCAGAAGACUCUAACGAGCGAUCCAAAGUGGGCCAAGGUCUUUCAAAGUGCCGGUUUACCAGCGCAGUAUGAAGGUGAGAUGGCGCUUUGGCUACGGUGCCAUGUGCCGCUCUGCGUAGCAUUUGAAAGUGUUUGUGUCACCGGAGAACGUAGAGGCGGUGGAGCGCCAUGGCGCAGUGCCUAUGCAGUGGCACUUGGAUUGCGUGCUAGUUUUUCAUUAAUUGCCAGUCAAGGUCAUGAAAUAUAUCCUCGGAGCAAGGCAUUUUUGCGGUGGCUUCCUGUUACCGUUGUUGCCUCUAUGCUUUGGAUACUAUCGCGUAUCAAUUCCUUUCGCAUUCUCCUGGCCACAGGAGAAAAUGAAUGCUGUGCUCUUGUAGAUACAAUGGUGGCAUCGGCGGCUAAAAAAGAAGGCUCUGCUGAUUACAAAGCCAUUCUUGCUAUGAAACCGUAA
This is a messenger RNA of Zygotorulaspora mrakii, 945 nucleotides long. Its product is annotated as ketopantoate reductase family protein. The record is from RefSeq and is a predicted model, not a curated record. The coding region runs from base 1 to 945 and encodes 314 amino acids. The transcript has a single exon. Lineage: Eukaryota; Fungi; Ascomycota; Saccharomycetes; Saccharomycetales; Saccharomycetaceae.